Mycetomoellerius zeteki is the source of this 455-nucleotide messenger RNA. RefSeq lists its product as uncharacterized. Gene Ontology annotation, biological process: mitochondrial respiratory chain complex IV assembly. The transcript is spliced from 2 exons. The record is from RefSeq and is a predicted model, not a curated record. Bases 157 to 399 code for a protein of 80 amino acids. Lineage: Eukaryota; Metazoa; Arthropoda; Insecta; Hymenoptera; Formicidae. Gene Ontology annotation, cellular component: mitochondrial inner membrane; mitochondrion.
UAUCCUACGUUAUUCAGCAGUUUGUGGCAAGAAGUCGAUAUGUAGAUUGCAGAUUGAAAUGUUAUCGAAGAAUAACUUAAAAUAUUCCUGUCAAGUGAUUUUUGUUAUCUUUUCUAGAUAAUUGUUUUUUCUAACGUUUACUUAAAGAUACUUGAAAUGGGUUGGACAUUAGAGGUAGCUAAGAUGUUUCUCUAUUUAUCGUUUCCUGUUGGAAUAUUUCACUAUGUCAAUCAGCCAGCCUACCUUGAUAAGUGGGUGAUAGAAGCAAAAAAGGAGUACUUCCCAGUCCAGAAUAAACAGAUGUAUGAGCAGAUGAACAACUUUAUUCACGACUUCAAUGCUAACGUUGAAAAGAAACGUUUGGAUGCUUUGGAGAAGCAGAUUAAAAACGAACAGUGAAGAAAAUAUAUUGUAAUGUUUCUAAUUGUGAUAGAAGUAGUAAAAUUUAUUUUUUU